Molecule: messenger RNA, 4710 nt
Organism: Artibeus jamaicensis (Jamaican fruit-eating bat)
Lineage: Eukaryota; Metazoa; Chordata; Mammalia; Chiroptera; Phyllostomidae
Gene: TSTD3
Product: thiosulfate sulfurtransferase like domain containing 3
Cellular component (GO): mitochondrion
Molecular function (GO): thiosulfate-cyanide sulfurtransferase activity
Source: RefSeq, a predicted model, not a curated record
GAGGUCGCUGUUUGGAAGGAUGCACCGCGUGAUCCUCGGGUCCGCGGAGGCUGCAUUGUGGGAGAAGAAUGUUCAUGUUGCAUUAUGUGCUUUAAAAGAAAAUCUACAAUGAAGAAAGUACACCAAGCAAACCACCAUGGGCAUAUUUCUGAAAGGGAUGCCUCAAGAAAAGCCUCAGGUUCAAACUCAAUAAAAGGAAACCACCACAAUGUUUGUACUUCUGUUUUUAAAGAUGUCACUUAUAAGGAACUUAAAAACCUCUUGAAUUCCAAAAAAAUUAUGUUAAUUGAUGUUAGAGAGACAUGGGAAAUUCUCGAGUAUGGAAAAAUCCCCGGGUCUGUCAAUAUACCAUUGGGUGAGGUAGGUGAAGCUCUACAGAUGAACCCAGAACACUUCAAAGAGAAGUAUAAUGAAGUGAAGCCAUCCAAAUCUGAUGAUCUAGUGUUUUCUUGUUUAGCUGGAGUGAGAAGCAAGGCGGCUCUGGAUACAGCAGUAUCUCUGGGCUUUAACAGUGCCAAACACUAUGCUGGAGGAUGGAAGGAAUGGGCAUCCUACGAAUAUUCAGAGAAGAAACAAGGAAACUGAAUUUUGGAACACGAGCUUGAUUUUUCCUUGCGUGUGUGCAGCCCAGCACAAUGGAACGAGCAAGAGAAUAAAAAUCUAGCCUUGGCACCACUGGCCAAUGGGAAGAGGAUUCUGUAUAAGUCAAUUAUUUGUCGAAUCUUUUUCCCAACUGUAAAUUGAGAACAUCACUUCCCCUGCCUACUUGCAAAGGCUAUUGAAGGUCAAGACACUGUGACUUGCCAUAGAUAUGUAAGGGUUGGGAUUCCAGGAAUUAAUUUUUAAACAGUUUAGUUCAAUACUAUUCCAAAACACCAGGUUACUUGUAUUUCCUAAUCAUGUAUGACCAUUUGUGUUAGUAUAUUUUCUAUCCACUAGAGGCUAUGAGUUAGGCCAGAUUAAUAAAUGGACUUGACAUUAAAACACCAAGAAUCUGGGAUCCUUCUAAGUAGAUGAAAUACCGAUGAAAAUUCCAGUAUCCAAAGACUAAUGGUAAUGUUGUGACCAGCAUGGUAGUGAUAUAACUUUCAAUUUAAAAAUUAUGAUUUGGCCCUGACUGUGUAGCUUUGUGGUGUAGCUUUGUGGAUUGAGCACAGGCCUGAGAACCAAAGGGUUGCUGGUCAGGGCACAUGCCUGGGUUGCAGGCCAGAUCCCCAGUUGGGGGUACACAAGGGGCAAUCACACACUGAUGUUUCUCCCUCUCUUCCCCUCUCUAAAAAUAAAUAAAAUAUCUUUAAAAAUUAAUAUGAUCUAUAGGGAUCAAAAUCAGAACAGUGAUUGCUCCUGUUGAGUGAAGGAGAUUAACUGGAAAGGUAAGGAGGGCUAUUUCUGGGGUCAUAGAAAUGCCCUGUGGUUCACAGGUCUAUACAUUUAUCAAAACUCAUUUAAGUGGACAGUUAAAAAUGCAUUUUCUAUUAUAUAAAUUAAAAUAAUAAAAAACAGGGAAAAGAACCUUAACCACUAGCACGAGUAUUUUCCUUUGGAAUGUCUUACUUGUUAGUGUGCUGGUGCCCGGGUGGUAAACAAAUCCAUGCUUUCUUCCAUCUGUACCUCUUCGGACCCAUCUGUCUGUCAUCCAGAUCCUGUAAGGCCUAGCAAGUGACUAUGAGAACUUGGUUUGUCCUAAAGGAUAUAGAUUAGCUAUUAGAGAAUCUGGAGUAGGGAUGUGAUGUGAUCACAUUGAGCUUAUCUUUCUGAUAAUGUCAAUCAAGUUUCUAGCACAGCAAACUCCUUAUGAGAACUAGAAAAGCUGGGAAAUCCAUGUAUGUAAUGUGCACACACACACUUCAGUGUUGCUUCAUCCUCUACAGCUUUCCUUCUCUGUGAGAUUGUGCCUUUUCAUAUCCUCGCUGCUUUCAUAUAUUUCCUCUAAUAUUAAACAAUAUUACAUAUAAACAAUAUUUGUGUGUAUAUAUGUGCAUAUAUAUAUAUAUAUAUAUAUAUAUAAAUAAAUAAUCUGUUUAAAGGCAGAUCUGGGGAGAAGAAAAGCUGUACAGAAUGAGCCACUGUUGAAUUACUGAACCUAUCAAGGAACGGGAAUCUGGGUUAAAUACACCAGGCUUUUAUAUAGUAUAAUUGGAACCCCUGAAAAGCUUACUGUAGAAGUAGAGGUGAACCAGAAACUGACCAAUCCUUGUAAAAAAGGUAAGGCCAGCUUUGAAUCAUCUAAAUGCCUGAAUGGAUACAGGUGAUCUUGAUACCCUUACAGGCCUACCAGAAGUAAAUCCUCUCUUGGACAAAGAUACCACUUGUCUAGCUACAGCAGGGGUUGGCAACAGUAAAUAUUUUCAGUUGCCAUAAAGUCUCUAUUAAUCAACUGCUACUGCAGCACAAAAGCAGCCAUAGGACCAUACAUAAAUGGGAGUGUGGCUGUUAUUCCAAUAAAACUAUUUAUGGUUACUUAGAUUUGAAUUUUGUAUAAGUUUCAUGUAUUGCCAAAUAUUUUUAUUUUUCAACCAUUAAAUCAGAUCAAAAGAUCAGCCCCAAACUGGUGGCAGGUGGGAUUUGGCCCACCCCUGAGUCAGAAACACAAAUGAUAAAGUUUUUCAUAUCAGUGUUCAGAAUUCUAUCAAAUCUUACUAGAAAUAGCAAUCAAUAGGACCUCAUGAUUGAAAAAUAAAAGAAAAAAGAUAACAGAAAAAGCUCCACAAAAGAGCUACAUAUUGGAGUCUUCAACCACUUUAACAUAACUGGUUUAUAUAUUCAAUAACAUGAUAAAACAGAAAAGUUUAUCACAGGAAUGGGAACUACAAAAAUGUAUCAAAUAGAAAUUCCAGAAUUUAAAAUCCAACAGAUGACAGUAGGUAAGUUUAAUGGAUUAGCCACAGCUGAGGGUUAAAAAAAUGAAAAAACUGAAAUACACAUAUUAACAUGGAUGACUCUCACAGUAUUGAAAAAGCAAAUUUCAGAAACAUAUACAAGAAUUUGAAAACAAGCAAAAUGCCAUUUAUUAUUUUUGUGUAUAUGCAUAACAAAUAAGUUAGGAAAAUAAAUACAAAAUUCAUAAUGGCUUCUUCUGGAGAAAGAACAUAGGCUUUAGGGCAUAUCCUCAACUUAAGAGACAUACCAGUUCAUACAAUUAUACCUUUGGAUUCCUGGUACUCUUCUAAGAAAAAAACUAUGAUAAAUAAUGUAUCCUGUUUGGGUAUCCUAUACCCAAAUAUAAUUGUACUUGUAUCUUUUUUAAAAACUAAGGGCUAAUAAAUUAAUUAGAAUAAUUUAUUUACUAUAUUAGAUUAAACUGGUAAAAAAUUUAGUUGUCAGUUUUUCUGAAAUAAAAACUUAACAAUUAUAUACCUGAAACUGCACUGACUUUUACAAUAAAACUCAAGAGUAAAAAUCACCAGUAAGGUCUGUGGUAUCAGAUAACUCAAAACACAAAAAUAUAGCAUAUUAUUUAACAUAUUUAAGUGGCCAUUUUGUUUUAAUGAUGGGAGGAUACUGCUUUUGAUUACCUUUGCAUUAUCAAAGUUUUAGAAAUGUGACAGAAAAAGUGUCAACAGUGGACAAUCUCAAGAGUUCUGCAUUAACUGAAGUAUCUCGGGUUUCCUUCAUUCACAUUUCUUUCUUAUGGGCCUCAUGAUCUUAGUGAGGUCUCUUGGAUUCUGUGAUAAUGCACCCUUUUGCUAUUUAGUAUGUAUAUACCAUAGAAAUACUGGAUGGAGGUAGGAUCAACAGCUAAUUGGUGAGAAAUUUGUAUUAUUAAGGACAAGUGGAAAAUUAAAUGCUUCUUCUACCAUCCAGCAACAAUUACUUUUCAGUGUCUAAAAGGGCAGCAGUUUAUUAGUGAAAAAAUGUGAUUUUGUUACUACUUCUUUUCUGUGUUUCAACAUUCUCCAGAAGCAAAAUAAGAAGGGAAAGGGGAAAGAGAGAAAUUUUCAUAAAGAAUGGUAAUGGUAGAAUCUGGAUAAAGUGUAUCCAGAUGGGGAUAAUAUUUCCUGUGUGAAUCCUUACAAUAUGGUACUUGUUUAUAGGCACAUGAUAUUUUGCAUUCACUUAGCAUUAAUGGGUAAAGAAGGCAGGUGAAACUUGCAGCUGAACAUCUGAGGGCAGGAAUGACAAUGAGAUCCCUUACUGAAAAUAGAAGAUAAAGAGAAACUGAAUACUGAACAAUGAUACCUAGUCCCCGGCCUUACCUGUCUCCAAGAACUGACAGCCCCUCAGUUCAUACCCCACUCAGACAGAAAGCUAGAAGCUUCCUCUCUAGAAAAAACGGACCCAUCCCAAGAAAAAAGCUUCAGAAUAUGAUGUUGAACUUUAAAAUUCUCCAAAAAGGAUUUAAAAGGAUUUUAAAAGUGAGAUGAAGAUAGAAUCUAUGAAUUUUAGAAGACUUAAAAGAUUUAUUAGUGAAUUACAAUGUAUGGUCCUCAUUUAGAUCCUGACUAGAAUUAUUUAACUAUAUUUCUUAUUAUUUAAGAGAUAGCAGAAAAUUUUAACACUGAGUAUUUGGUAUUACAAAAUUGUUAUGACAAAUUCUUAUUUAGGUACAAUAAUACUUUUAUAGUUUUCUCUUAUAGAGCAAUUAUCUUUGAGGAAUACAUACUGAAAUAACUAUGGAUGAAAUGAUAUCUUGGAUUUGCUUUAAAAUGAUAUGCAUGUUGGGGGAAGUGGGUGAGAAUUUAGAAGAAAUAAAAUUGGCCAUGAAAACUG